UCUAAUCUAUAUGGCAGUCGAGUGUUCACUUUCCCUCUGCUACUCCUCUGUCCUCUUUUUCCUCCUCCUGUGUCUUCUUCUUCUCUCUUUCUUUCGUUUCUGUGAGUUCUCUUGCACUGAGAUUAUCGUUCCUACAGAUUUGAAGCUCUGCAGAAAUCAACAAGAAGAAGAAUCAACUGAAGAGCAGAGACAUGUCUGAAACCCAGGAUAUGCGGUGACAGCUUCGAAAGGCUCUGGGAAAGAGGAGGAGAAGAAGAAGAAGAAUAGAUAUAAAGUUAGGAGGAGAUGGAAGUGAAAUCUGAACCUCUAGAAGUGGAAGUGAAAUCUAAACCUCUAGAACUGUCGGAAAGCAAGUAAAGGAUGGAAGAUCCUGAGGAUCAAAUGACUAUAGCCCAGUUCUCUAAAACUCGGCAACAACUCCCUCCUCCACACACUCUAAAGCGGAAGCGAAAUGCAUGGAGGAAGAGAAAUCCAAAUCUGCUUCGGUUCUGGAAUUCAUCACCUCCACUUUCUUCUCCUAAUCAUAAUCAGGUAGUUCCUGAUCAGGGAGAGAAGAAUAGAAGUAGGAGAAGGAUGUAUUGGAGCAGUGUUGGAGCUAACUCAUGUUCAAUGAAGCAAGCUAAGGAACUUCAAAAGAAAUUAGUACCAGAGAAAAUGCCUACUUGCGUGAAAUUUAUGUGUCCAACCUAUGUCGGCAGUUAUUUUUGGAUGAGACUUCCACUUGAUUUCUGCAAAUUGAACUUACCGAAAGAAGAUUGUGUCAUUACAUUGGUAGAUGAAAAUUGUGAAGAGUACGAAACGAAAUACAUCCCUGGAAGAGCGGUACUAAGUGGUGGAUGGAGGGCAUUCUCUGUUGCACACAAAUUGGUUCCAAAAGAUACAGUUCUGUUCCAACUUAUCAAGGCUACUAAACUCAAGGUGUACAUUUUAAGGGAAAAAGUUGCUAAAAAGGUCAUUCUUAAUACGAGCAGUGAUGGAUCUAACUCACAUUCAAUGAAGCAAGCGAAGGAACUUCGAAAGAAAUUAGCACUAGAGAAAAUGCCUUUGAGCAGUGAUGCAGCUAACUCACAUUCAAUGAAGCAAGCUAAGGAACUUCGAAAGAAAUUAGCACUAGAGGAAAUGCCUACUUGCAUGAAAUUUAUCCGUCCAAGCCAUGUCAGUGGUUGUUUUUGGCUGAGACUUCCAGUUGAUUUCUGCAAAUUGAACUUACCGAAAGAAGAUUGUAUCAUUACAUUGGUAGAUGAACGUGGUGAAGAGUACGAAAUGAAAUACGUCGCUGAAAGAGUAGGAAUUGGUGGUGGAUGGAGGGCAUUCUCUGUUGCACACAAAUUGGUUCCGAAAGAUACAGUUCUGUUCCAACUUAUCAAGGCAACUAAAUUCAAGGUGUACAUUCUAAGGGAAAAUGUUGCUAAAAAGGAAACUCUUACUGAGGAAGACAAUGUAGAUGAGGGAGCAUCUCAUCACUUAUCUGAUCUUCAAAAGAAAAAUCAGAAUGCUAUCCCUCCAGGAUCAACUUAUAACCCUGGACCACCAGCUGGGGAACAGUUUGAAAAUGAAAGUUAAGAUGUUGGAUCUCAAGAUUUGGAAGGCAUCAGAUUCGCAACAGCAUCCAUGGAAUUUAAAAAUGUGAAAAACUUUGAGGAUUUCACCGUUAUAGUGAAUGGUUGGAAUAUAGAUUCUGAACUUCCUGAACAUGUUCGAGCCAAGUAUUAUGAGCUCUGCUGUAGUCAAAAGGCUUUCCUUCACUGCAAUCUUACUCCAGUCAUCAAUUGUAAAUUGAUUACUGAAAUUAUUUCUGGGACUGUGAAAGUGGCGAACUUCAUACGAUCUUGCAAACUUAUUACUGCCUCCAAGAAUGACUUUGCAAAUUGGAACAAAUGUUUGGAUGCCUUUGAGAGUAUGGGCAUGAAUGUUGGCUUUUUACAAGCUCGAUUGCAGCAGCUUGUGAAGCUGUACAAUGAAGCUAUGCUCAAAAGAGCUUGUUUGGAAGGGAAAA
Macadamia integrifolia is the source of this 1996-nucleotide messenger RNA. RefSeq lists its product as uncharacterized. Lineage: Eukaryota; Viridiplantae; Streptophyta; Magnoliopsida; Proteales; Proteaceae. The coding region runs from base 361 to 1563 and encodes 400 amino acids. The record is from RefSeq and is a predicted model, not a curated record. Gene Ontology annotation, molecular function: DNA binding. The transcript has 10 exons.